Calypte anna (Anna's hummingbird) is the source of this 2020-nucleotide messenger RNA. It is a transcript of the gene PSMD3, whose product is annotated as proteasome 26S subunit, non-ATPase 3. Gene Ontology annotation, cellular component: proteasome complex; proteasome regulatory particle, lid subcomplex. The coding region runs from base 80 to 1636 and encodes 518 amino acids. Lineage: Eukaryota; Metazoa; Chordata; Aves; Apodiformes; Trochilidae. Gene Ontology annotation, molecular function: protein binding; enzyme regulator activity. The record is from RefSeq and is a predicted model, not a curated record. The transcript is spliced from 12 exons. Gene Ontology annotation, biological process: regulation of protein catabolic process; ubiquitin-dependent protein catabolic process.
GCUCGGCUGGCCGUGCCUGGCGGCUCCCGGCGUGCCCCGCGGUUGUUGCAGUGUCACGGCCGGCCCGGCGCGCCCGGCCAUGAAGCAGGAGGGAGCGUCCCGCCGCCGCGGCGACAAGGCCAAAGCCCCCCCCGAUGGGCCACCGCCUGCCCCCCCGGACGUCGAGAUGCAAGAGGAGACGGCGACGGCGGCGGCCGAGGGGACCGGGGAGCGGCAGCCGCAGCGGGAGCUUGACGCCAUCACGUUGGAGGAUAUCAAGGAGCACGUGAAGCAGCUGGAAAAGGCCGUGUCGGGGAAGGAGCCACGCUAUGUCCUGCGGGCCCUGCGGGCACUGCCCUCCACCUCCCGCAGACUCAACUCCAACGUUCUCCACAAAGCCAUCACGGGCUUCUUCACCUCCAACAGCACCACCCGGGAUUUCCUCCUCGGCUUCCUGGAGGAGUCCAUGGACACAGAAGCAGAGCUGCAGUUCCGCCCACGGACGGGGAAGGCGGCUUCAGCCCCACUCCUGCCAGAAGUGGAGACCUACCUCCAGCUCCUGCUGGUCAUCCACCUGAUGAACAGCAAGCGGUACCCAGAGGCUCAGAAAGUGUCCGAUGAGCUGAUGCAGAAGAUCAGUUCCCAAAACCGCCGGGCCCUUGACCUGGUGGUGGCAAAAUGUUAUUAUUACCACUCCCGGAUCUAUGAAUUCCUGAACAAACUCGACGUGGUCAGGAGCUUCCUGCACGCCCGGUUACGGACGGCCACGCUGCGCCACGAUGCUGAUGGUCAGGCCACCCUCCUGAACCUGCUGCUGAGGAACUAUCUCCACUACAACCUCUACGACCAAGCAGAAAAACUCGUUUCCAAGUCGGUGUUUCCUGAACAGGCCAACAACAACGAGUGGGCUCGGUACCUCUACUACACAGGGAGGAUCAAGGCCAUCCAGCUGGAGUACUCGGAGGCGCGCAGGACCAUGACCAACGCCCUGCGGAAGGCACCGCAGCACACGGCCGUGGGCUUCAAGCAGACGGUGCACAAGCUGCUGAUCGUGGUGGAGCUGCUGCUGGGGGAGAUCCCGGACAGGCUCCAGUUCCGACAGCCGUCCCUCAAGCGCUCGCUUAUGCCCUAUUUCCUCCUGACUCAGGCCGUCAGGACAGGGAACCUGGCCAAGUUCAACCAAGUCCUUGAUCAGUUUGGGGAUAAGUUUCAGGCUGAUGGCACCUACACCCUGAUCAUCCGGCUGAGACACAAUGUCAUCAAGACAGGUGUCAGGAUGAUCAGCCUCUCCUACUCCCGCAUCUCCCUGGCUGACAUUGCCCAGAAACUGCAGCUGGACAGUCCAGAGGAUGCAGAGUUCAUUGUCGCCAAGGCCAUCCGGGACGGUGUCAUUGAGGCCAGCAUCAACCACGAGAAGGGCUACGUCCAGUCCAAGGAGAUGAUUGACAUCUACUCCACCCGUGAGCCCCAGCUGGCCUUCCACCAGCGCAUCUCCUUCUGCCUCGACAUCCACAACAUGUCUGUCAAGGCCAUGAGAUUCCCUCCCAAAUCUUACAACAAGGACUUGGAAUCUGCAGAGGAGCGCCGGGAGCGUGAGCAGCAGGACCUGGAGUUUGCCAAGGAGAUGGCAGAGGACGAUGACGACGGUUUCCCAUGACCCUUGGACCCAGCUGUAUUUUUUUAUUUGUCCCUAGGGAAGAUGCUGUCUGAGCGUAGCCCCCUGCAGCCCUCUCCCCCUCUGCCUUUCUUUUUUAAAUACCUGCAUGUCUGUGCUGUGGGAGGGGACAGGGGGGUGCCCUGGGCCCCUGUUCCCCCUUCCCCAAGAACCAAACAUUCUUUUAAGGUCACUGGUGGUGAUGGUCGUGGCUGAGCCCGGCAGAGGCGCAGGCCAGGAAUUGGGAGCUCUGGGGGAUGUGGGGCCAGGGCAGGUGGGGGGCAGAAGCCCGGGACCGCGGGUGCCCCCAGCUCUCACAACAAUAAUGGGGUCAAACUUUGUUAAGCUUCAAUUAUGACUUUUAAAAUAAAAGUUAGAAAAACACCA